Artibeus jamaicensis (Jamaican fruit-eating bat) is the source of this 6129-nucleotide messenger RNA. It is a transcript of the gene SLC20A2, whose product is annotated as solute carrier family 20 member 2. Gene Ontology annotation, molecular function: phosphate transmembrane transporter activity. Lineage: Eukaryota; Metazoa; Chordata; Mammalia; Chiroptera; Phyllostomidae. The record is from RefSeq and is a predicted model, not a curated record. The transcript has 13 exons. Gene Ontology annotation, cellular component: membrane. Gene Ontology annotation, biological process: phosphate ion transmembrane transport. Bases 2787 to 4772 code for a protein of 661 amino acids.
UAGUACUUUGUGCAUUGAGAAGUUAAGUUUUUGGUUGGAUUUAAUUAAGCAGUUUUGACUUCCUUAAGCAAGAAGUUUAUUUUGACUGUGUUUCUACAGAUAUAAUUUAAUGAUUUAUAUAGGCAAAACAGUGAUGAGAAUGAUGGUGGUGGGAUCCAACAGUUUGCUUCUCGCGAGAGUAGUAGUAGUUUAAAGAAUGAGGGAAUUACUUGAAAAUGUGUCUUAUUUGUGACUAGAGCCUAUUUGACUUUACCUUGUGAUUCUAGUGGUCCAUCAUUGGCAUUGGUGAGGAAAAAAAUUGAGAGUGCUUUGCCAGUUAGUAUUUAUAAGAGGGUUCCUUCACCUAAAGGCAUUCUCUCUGGGGAGGGGAUAAGUGGAAACUUGUCAUCAAUGGGAGGGUAUAAGAAGACGAAGCUGUACAUGUGUUCUUUAGGAGUUAAUACUUGCACCCAUCCUGACUGAUUCUUGCCGCCACAUUGGUCUGCAGGCACUUUCCUGGUAUAGAUACUUGGUAUCCAUAGGCAGCCACUUGGAAGUGAAGUAAAAGAAGGAGGGGGGGGAUGGAGAAAAAGCACAAAGCUAUAGAGCAAAGCAUUAAUAAAUAAUAGAUUACAUUUGGACAUAAUGUAGGAGCCGGGCCUUCACAGCUUAUAUUAUGGAAACUGUUCAAAUAAGAUUGACUGUAGGUGUUUGUAAAUGUCCUGUAUGUUACUUGUAUCCAGAAAUAUGGUGAAUACCCCUUUAAUGUGCUUUCUAAGCGAUGGAACAUUUUGGGUGCAGCACAUGGGAAGUUACUGAAUUUUUCAUUGCAGCCAUUUCUGUAUGUCAUUGUUAGAAAGCCAGAGUGACCCGUCAUGCCAGCAUUCGCUCCUGCUUGUAAGGUAUUUAAGCAGUGUUGUGUUUCAUUGGAUUGGAAGACAAGUCCUUCUCAUUCCUUACUUCAAAACUUGGCUCUCACAUGGAGUGCCUUUUAAGCUUCCAGAGUUCAGGGACCUUCUCUCUGCCAUUCAUUGCCAUAUUCCUAGAGCCUAGCAUAUGGAAGGUGCUAAGUAAUAUUUGUGAAAUGAGCAAAAAUAUGUUGGAAUCUUCUCUCCUCUUUCCACUAGCGAAGGUCCCACUUACCGUUAGGGGCAGGGCCCUCCAUUCUUGCCCUCCCCACAGCGUCUGCAGCCCAUGACAAGCCCUUUGGAUGUUAGCUGUUUAUUUUAGUUGGUAGUAUUUUAGUUGGACAGACAUUGUGUACACAUGUGAAACAGUGUGAGAAUUCAGAGCUAAAUAAAAAAAGUUAUAAUGAUAGCUAGCAUUUAGGGCUUAAAAUGUGCCAGACACUGUUCUAGGUGCCUUUCCAUGUAAAUUUGACUCUCACAACAAUUCUUUGAAAUAGGUGCAAUUAUAAUCUCAUUUUUCAAAUGAGGAAACUGAGGCACAGCAAGGUAACGAAGGUACUUGCCAAAAACCACAAUGCAAGUAAUGACCGGGGAGACACUGAAUGUGUGAACCCAGGCAGUGUGGCUCUUGAGUCAGUGGGUUCCCCUGGGGAAUUUUACUUUAUCAGACACAGAAGAGAUCUAAAAGUUGACAUUACUUUUUCAGCUGUAAAAGGUACUCUCUUUAAAAUUUCAAAGUAGCAUAAAAGAUUGCAGUGACUCUGAAUUGCAGAAAUAAUGCUGCAUUUUUCAGUGAGCCAAGGUUGAUAAUGAGGUGGUUAAGGGGACAUUGAAAUGAGAAACUGAAUUUUGAAUCUCAAAGCUGAGUAAGGACUAUGUAUAACUUUUUUUAGGUAUGGAAUUCUAGAACAGUAAUUUACCAGAAUGUAGGCCAGUAACUGUUUAACCUAGUGUCCAAAAACUUAUGUGAAAUGAAAUAAUACUGAAUGACACUUGAUAUCUUGCUAUUUUUCUUUUUAAAACACUAGAAUUAAGUUGCUAGCAGUAGUAAUUUACCAGAAUGUGUGUUAUUAAUGGUUUCCUGUGUACUUUUAUCCAUUUGCUUUGUUAUCUGAAAUCUUGAUCCACUUUUUCAGCUUGUUUUGGGGCCAGGAGGCUUCUUAAAACCAAGUAAUAUUUCUUUGGUGGGAAAAGCCCCCGUAAAGUCAUGCUGUCGAUUUGGUAACAAACUUGGAAUGAAGUCAUUUUGAAGCUGUGUGGAAUUAGACAGCGACCUCCACACAGAGUCUGGAGAGAUGAAGAAAAACGAACGGUGUUCUCUGAAAUCCCAGUUUCGUAUCCCUUUAUCGGGAGCCGACGGUGUUAUUUUGGGGGUGCUGGGCAUCAACAGAGUCACUGACUCUAAGUGACUGCACUGAUGGGGGAAUCUGAACGUCACCCCACCCACAGCCCAGGAAUCAGAGGAGGAAGGACCCUAGAGUGAAACAUGGGCCAAAACCUGGUUAGCAGCCAGGGAGGACACGCACUCUGCAGGCCUCUUAUAUUGGAAACGGCACAGUUUGGCUUCCUUGCCAUCUCUGAGUGUGAGAGAGAAUCCUAGUUUCAGCAUGUCCUCAAUAGAGACCCAAGAACCAGAAGGAGACAUCCCAGCUUUCCCAGAUCGGGAGGAAAAAUAUGGAAUGUGUUUUACCGCUGACUGAACACAGCCAAAUGAACUGUACUGACAGUAGUUUGAAAACCAGCAGUUAGCAGUUUGCUCAGGCUCUAACAUUGUCCAGCACUUUCCAGAGCAAACUCACUGUUUACAAGAACUCUCAGCCUUACGACGUUUAUAACCUCAAGCUUUGCUUAUUGAAAAUAUUUCUGCAAAAGAAAAGUACCCAGAGUCCACUUUUCAAAAUGGCCUUGAAUGAAUAUUUGUGGAUGGUCAUUUUAGGUUUUAUCAUAGCUUUUAUUUUGGCAUUUUCCGUUGGUGCAAAUGAUGUUGCCAAUUCAUUUGGUACCGCUGUGGGCUCCGGCGUGGUGACCUUGAGGCAGGCGUGCAUUUUGGCUUCAGUAUUUGAAACCACAGGCUCAGUGUUGUUGGGAGCCAAAGUAGGAGAGACCAUCCGGAAAGGUAUCAUCGAUGUGAACCUGUACAACAACACAAUAGAAACACUAAUGGCUGGGGAAGUUAGUGCAAUGGUUGGUUCAGCUGUUUGGCAGCUGAUUGCAUCCUUUCUGAGACUUCCGAUCUCGGGGACUCAUUGCAUCGUUGGUGCAACUAUAGGGUUCUCACUUGUCGCAAUUGGCACAAAAGGUGUGCAAUGGAUGGAGCUUGUCAAGAUUGUUGCUUCUUGGUUUAUAUCUCCACUGUUGUCUGGUUUCAUGUCUGGCAUGCUGUUUGUACUGAUCCGAGUUUUCAUCUUAAAAAAGGAGGACCCGGUUCCCAAUGGCCUCCGGGCACUCCCAGUGUUCUAUGCGGCCACCAUAGCAAUAAACGUCUUUUCCAUCAUGUACACAGGAGCACCAGUGCUCGGCCUGGUCCUGCCCAUAUGGGCCAUAGCGCUCAUCUCCUUCGGGGUGGCACUGCUCUUCGCCUUCUUCGUGUGGCUCUUCGUGUGUCCCUGGAUGCGGAAGAAAAUAGCAGCUAUAAAUUUUUUGUUUCAUGUCCAAAGCAAAUUACAAAAAGAAGGUGCUUUGUCGAGAGUCUCUGAUGAAAGCCUCAAUAAAACUCAGGAAGCGGAGUCCCCAGUAUUUAAAGAGCUACCAGGUGCCAAGGCAAAUGACGACAGCACCGUCCCUCUCACGGGGCCAGCCGGGGAGAUGCCAGUGGCCCCAGAAGGCACAUCAGUGGGCAGCCACCCCCGGGCCUCUUAUGGAAGGGCACUCUCCAUGACGCCCAGCUCCGUGAAAUCGCCCAUCUCCAAUGGCACGUUCGGCUUCGACAGCCACAGGAGGAGUGACGGGCACGUGUACCACACCGUGCACAAGGACUCGGGGCUCUACAAAGACCUGCUGCACAAAAUCCACUCGGACCGGGGCCCAGAGGAGCGGCCCGCCCAGGAGAACAGCUACAGGCUGCUGCGGCGGAACAACAGCUACACUUGCUACACCGCGGCCAUCUGCGGGAUGCCGGUCCACUCGACUUUCAAAGCCGCUGACUCGUCUGCAACAGAGGACAGUGAAAAGCUGGUGGGUGACACCGUGUCCUAUUCUAAAAAGAGACUUCGCUAUGACAGCUACUCAAGCUACUGCAACGCAGUAGCUGAAGCGGAGAUAGAGGCAGAGGAGGGAGGUGUGGAAAUGAAGCUGGCGUCUGAGCUGACAGAUCCUGACCAGCCUCGAGAGGACCCUGCAGAAGAAGAGAAGGAAGAGAAAGACACCGCCGAGGUCCACCUCCUGUUCCAUUUUCUGCAGGUGCUUACUGCCUGUUUUGGAUCCUUUGCACAUGGUGGCAAUGAUGUGAGUAAUGCCAUCGGUCCCCUGGUAGCUUUGUGGCUGAUUUACGAACAAGGUGCAGUCCUGCAAGAAGCAGCUACGCCUGUCUGGCUGCUGUUUUACGGAGGAGUCGGGAUUUGCACAGGGCUCUGGGUUUGGGGAAGAAGAGUGAUCCAGACCAUGGGGAAGGACCUCACUCCAAUCACGCCAUCCAGCGGCUUCACCAUCGAACUGGCCUCCGCGUUCACGGUGGUGAUCGCCUCCAACGUGGGGCUUCCCGUCAGCACCACGCACUGCAAGGUGGGCUCUGUGGUGGCCGUGGGCUGGAUCCGCUCCCGCAAGGCCGUGGACUGGCACCUCUUCCGGAACAUCUUCGUGGCCUGGUUCGUGACCGUCCCCGUGGCUGGGUUGUUCAGCGCUGCUGUCAUGGCUCUCCUCAUGUAUGGGGUCCUCCCCUACGUGUGAUGUGUCCCCUUCCAACCAGCAAACAAGGGAUAGUCUGGCGUGGGGACGUGUGGGAGGCAUGUGCCCGCACGUCACGCACGUCCACGCAUCCCGCCCAUGCACGGGCUCUUUCUCACCAGCUUCUCCAUGCUCCUUCAGGUGGCUCCAAACCACACUGCUCACCUAGGCAGUAGAGGCAUCCUCCAGAGCUAACUUAACUACUGUACAUAGUAAUGUGCAUUAAACUGGUAUUGUGGUGAUAUAACGUGGUGCAGUUACUUAUAUAUUAAAUAUAUAUAUAUACUGUAUACAUAGAAUAGGUAUCAUUAUUUCAAAUAUAUUCAAAAUGGGAGUGGAGGUAAUUGCCUAGAAUGCAAUAUUCAACAAAUCAUUGUACAUAGUGAUUUCAGUGGCAAAUUUUGAGAACCUUUUAAAAGGAAAGCCUAGUUUGGAAAUGCUGUUCUUCCCAUCUAACUUACUGUACGAUGACUGAAAUACAGGGUGGAUGGUACAAAUCCGGGAGGGUUGUGCGCAUGUCGGAGUGCUGUUGAGUAAUACUGGAACCAGAGUUCACAAGUGCUUUCACUGAGGAGUCUGUUCAUAUACUGUGUAUUGGUUUGUAAUAUAUUAUAAUUGCUUCUGUAAAUACUUAAAACUGUAAUUUUUUAAUGGUGUGCGCUUCCCUUAUACUUUUUUGAUCAGAGAAUUUUGGAAAGUACCAAAGAAGCAGGGGAAUAGUUUGCCAGUAUUAUAUUUUCAUAUCGUUUGUCUCCCUUCCUCACUGAUCCUGCCAUUACCUGGGCUGUAGCAAGACCACCACGCUCUGGCCUGCCCGGAGCAGUAGGUGUGGCGAGGCACCAGCCCCCAUCAGGGGGGAGUCCCACCUCUGAUCCCCCAGCCCACUGGCCCCCGCCACUGGUGCCACAUGCCAGAUGUUGGUCAGCCUCGCAGUGGCCAUUCACUGUCGCCAGUGUAGAGAAUGUACAGAUGUUAAGGACACGUCACCAAGCACUACAUCUCAAGUCCAGUUCUAACUUUCACUCCUGUUCUCCCCUGCCAUCGGAAGAAAGGAAUUCUUGUCUCAAACUCUGAGGCGAGUCCUUUGACACUCUAGAAAUUCGGCGUGGGGGAGGCUGAAAUAUCAGACAACACACUGGAUUUGAGGAGUUCCUUGAGGCCUUUACUAAGCUGAACAUCUUGAUGCUCUACUGUAGUCCCAGCGGAUUCUUAUAGUGGGAGGGAGAAGUAUGACUAAUGUUAGAGCCUGAAACUAUGGAAAUGCUGCUAAAAUUUUUAUAUUGACAGACAUUUUCUCGGUACUUCAUUGUGAUUUUUCAUUAAUCAACCAUAUUAAAUUUAUAAUAAAAAAUUCCCUCAA